AUGGCCAGCACUUUCAGAGCAAUUGGGAGCAGCGAGGACGAGAUCGAGCGUCUCAAGUUUACACUCGUAUCUGAAGAUUCCAAAGGCCACAGUUGCCAGUAUUGCAAUGUUUUCAACAUCAAGUUCCGCAGGUUGAUCGAUGGCCGCGUGGAGGCAAGUUCCGAUUACUACUUAGAUACGACAGAACGGGAAGUCCGCAGAAAAGCAGAACUAGGUUGCAGCUUCUGGGCAAUGAUUUGCGAUCGCCUUACCCAAAUGACACUGACACAGAAGGCAAAGAACAUCCUGGGAGAAAUGCCUGACGAUUUCUAUUUCUCAACAGAUUCUUUAUGGGGGUGGAGGAACGAUCGCUUCCUUGAGGCCCUCGAAGGCGAAGAGAAGAGAAAAUUCCUACGACUUUGGCGAAAGUCGGGAGUAAACUGGCACUACGCCUUCGAGAGACCUUGCGACGGCCUCGAUUUUGCAUCAUCUGCAUCAUCCCUUCGAAGUCAAUCGCGAGAGAAUGCGGUCUCAUCAGACCUUUUGCGACUCAAGUUUUUCAGCAACGGCGAUUACUUCCGCUUGUAUCUCACAUUUGGGCUUUUUGGAGACGCCUCGUUCUUAGUUCUGAUUCCCCCGUCUAAGAAACUCGGGAUUAAUGCCAAGCGCAUGGACAUUGCUUCACCCAUGAACCUAGAGCCUAGCAGUCCCAUGACAGUGGAUCUGAUCAAAUGCUGGCUGCAAAACAACAAACCCAUUUUGACCUCUGUCACUGGUAUCAAGAUAUCGCAGCUGGAUGCAACAAUCCGGGAUGCUAUGAUCACAACAUAUGAGCUUGGCUUCGAGUAUCUUUGGAUCGAUGCGCUCUGUAUUGUUCAAGACGACGAGGACUUUAAAGCGAAAGAACUACGAAAGAUGGGUGAUAUAUACCGGAACGCCGCCUUCACCAUAAUCCCCUCCGCCGCGGGCGAUGUUCGCGAAGGAUUCCUCAAAAGACGACUUUCGACCCUAGAAAGGACUGUUCCAGCGGAAGGACGACCUCAAAUUGUCUUCAAGAUGAAAGCUCAAUGGAAAGAUGAGCGCUCGAAUGAAACGACACCGUUUUCUGCCAUUCUUAAAGCAAGCGAAAUACAAGGCGACAAGGAGCCUUGGUACCACAGAGCUUGGACACUCCAAGAAGCCCUCUUUAGCAGACGCCGACUACAGUAUCACGAGAAACAAACAACAUGGCGUUGCUACUGCGCGGGAGAAAAGAUCCUGGAACAUGAUGGCUGGUUUAGUCGAAGCAAUGAAGGGAGUGGGACGUCCCUAUCCGAAGUCUUGGGACACGUCACGCGCAUGCUAUGGAACCGCCAGAACCUGCCUCGCACCUCGGUGGUUUUUGGAUACUGGUACUCUCUAGUGCGCACGUAUAGCAGUCGAUCGUUGACGUAUUUCACGGAUAGGCUUCCUGCUAUAUCCAGCACGGCAAGAGAGUUUGCCUCGAUCUUACAAGAUCACUAUGUUUGCGGGCUCUGGGCAUCUGACCUAGCAUUAGGGCUAGCAUGGACAACAGGCGUGAGAGAUCUAUCUUAUGACAACAACUCGGUGAAAGGGCCCUCGUGGAGUUGGGCGUCGUACAUCGGCGGCGUAUAUUGGAACCGAGGAGAGUGCAAAAGAAGCGUGGAUUUUCAAGUUGUUCGGUUCUCUGAACUUCCAGCUGAUCUAUUUAGAGAGUCUGGGUCGAUCGAGAUUCACAUCCGUGGCCUUCUCAUGCCCUUCUCAUACAACUUCUUCCUUCACAACGAGGAAUAUUCUGUCGAAAUGGACGAUGACGAUUCAAAGAAUCCAGAAUUAACGGUACUUACCGACUAUUAUGUGGAUUCCAGGUUUGGGGACAGCUCUGAGACCGAGAUUUACUUGCUGCCACUUAUCGUCACCCGCAAUCUAAAGGUGCAAGGCCUUGCCUUGAUAGAGGAUGUCCAAAGGCCUGGCAAGUAUUUCCGCGUGGGCUUAUUCAUAAGGAGAAGGAUUUGGGCAGUGCCCGAUAAUUAUCCUGAAGACCACGACAUCGAAGAGGACUCCGAGUGGCCCGACGAUGCGCCCGAGGAUUAUCAAGAUCAACUGCGAAGUGCGUUUGGCGGAGGCAAGAACAUUAAGGAGAUUAUACUGAUAUAG
Colletotrichum siamense is the source of this 2136-nucleotide messenger RNA. RefSeq lists its product as uncharacterized. NCBI's taxonomy places the organism in Eukaryota, Fungi, Ascomycota, Sordariomycetes, Glomerellales, Glomerellaceae. The record is from RefSeq and is a predicted model, not a curated record. The coding region runs from base 1 to 2136 and encodes 711 amino acids. The transcript is spliced from 3 exons.